UGAGAGUCUGUAAUGAAAAGGCAAUGAAUUCAUAAUCAAAAAUAUCGUUUUAACGAUUAGGCUGUGUUCGUAUGAACCAGUAGACUUGGUUCUUCGGAAUUGAGAGAAUUUAUCAGUGUUUUUGAUCCAGAUCUUGAUAUGUACAUCUAGGUACAUAACAUUGGUAUCAGAUUCACGAUCCUGCUACCUGAUUCAUGAUGGGAGGAGGUGAUCCAACACUAUAGAAGGUUGCUGCUCAGCAACAACUUCAGGGUGAACGAUUAUCAGUGUUAGAAGAUCAUAUAAAAGAUAUUAACAUCAAAUUGAGUUCGAUCCAGGAAACUCUGAAUCAAAUACUGCUUCGUCUUCCAAUACCGGCUGUUUCAUAUUCAAAUUCACCACCAGAUCCAGGUUCUAUACAUGAAAGGUUCCAAUCAAGUUUUAAUUCUUACUAACUCAAAUAGAGAUUUCACAAUUCCUCAACCUGAGAAAACAACAUCAAUUCCUACUGGUGUUGAUGAAGAUUCUCUCGAUUUGGAAUUGAUCCCUCCAUUUUUCUUCAUCGAGAACGAAGAUGUGGAUUCGCUUCAUGGUGUGAGGUUACAAUUUGACGAAAUUGCAAAAAUAGAGAUCCAUGGCUUCUCCGAGUUAUCUCCAGUCACAACUGAAAGAUUAAAAGGUUUUGAGCUGCAGUUUUGCGUCAAAAUUUUUGAGGAGCGUUGCACAAAUCCUGCGUACUUGAAGAAGCUGUUCUUUCUUCACAACAAGUUACUUCGUAUGGAUUGUUUUGGUCUCCAUGUUGAUUAUACACGCUCCAUAUUCGAUCGAGAUGUUUGUUCACAGGCCUGAGAGGGAUAGAUUUUUGUUACUACUCUUGUUUGCUAGGGUCAUUACUAUUGAGAUUAGCUGUGAAGACCUUGCAAGCUCAAAGGUUAUAAUCGUCCUUGAUAACAAAUUGAACUGUAAGGAUUUUGUUCCUAUUCUUUUGUUACUAACCUUGCAGAGGGUAGAUUACACUCGUUCAUUAUUUGAUAGAGGCAAAGAGGUCGAUUUCAGUUUACAGACUUCUCGUUUUACUAAAUGUUCUAAAAUUAUGUCUGAAAUUGAUGUGUACUUGGAAUUAUUGAAUGGAUACUCUUAAUUUACUAGUGGAUGGGAAUUCAGUUUCGGUUUAACUACCUCUUGUUUGUUUGUUCUAGAUGUUUGUUCAAUUGUAAGGGAUGCAAACAAUGGGAAUUUUGUUUCUCUGCUGUUUUUUAGACAUGGGUUUCGAUUAUAUUCAUUCUCUAUGAAUUAUAUCUUAUUAGUGUUCACAACUGGUGAUCUUGGUGAUGUUUAUUUGUGGUGUUUUCAACUGCUUGAGAUGUAGAUAGUCGUACAUUUUAUUUUGCAGCAGAUGUAUGGUGGGUGUCAUGGGAUUUCAAUUCAUUCUCUCGGAUCAUUGGUAGUCAUUCAAAUUUAUUUAGAGAGUUUUGACCGUAUGUUUGAGUUUAUUACGUUUUAUAGCUUAACCUUACUUCUCCAUGGGUUCUUAUAUCUACAACCAUGUAGUCUCUUUCGUACUUUGCUGUGGAUUCAUACGGAUCAAGGUGACUGGAUUGUCCAGAUUGCUAGUGCUUGGUUUACCGACAUUGCUAGAACUUGUGAAAUUGUUGGACAGGUAUCUACGCAUAUGAUUCAAGUGGUCAGUUCAGCUGAUGAUUAUUCUUAUGCAAUUUUUCUGUUUGUGCUGAUUCCUAGCUUGGGGUAUCAAUCAUACAUUUCGACUGUACAUUUGAUUGUUUCUUUAUCUGUUCAUGCUGAUGCAAUUAUUUUUGAGAGGGAACUGAAUGUUACGGUGGCUACGAGAUAUGGAUAUUUGGGUAAUUUGGCUAAGGGUUUAGUGCGGCAAUCGCGUAUUAGUGAUAUUCUCACGGAACUUAAAUGUGGUGUGUUUAAUGCUAUAGCAUUCCUACUUGCUGACUGGUUGGAGGUUAACACAUGUGAACAAGAGUACAUAAAGGUUCUGCCAAACCCUUCGGAAGUAUACAUGUUAGUGGAUUCAUUCAAGUGGACAUUUAUUUUGUGUUCAAUCGGUUUCUGGACUGUUAGAAACACUACUUGGGUUGAUAUAGAUUUUGCUUCAGAUGUGUACCUUGCCGCCAGCUCUAUUUUGCGACCCACUACAUUACAGGGAAUUCCAACUUCUCAGCACAUUACCGCACCCUACGGGAGAUUUUCGACAAAUGAAAGCCUUGAUUAUGUACGUUUGCCUUCUACAUCUUUUCCUUCUGGCACAAUCGAUUUCAGCAAGGUAUACUUCUUCAAAUACAUAAUUCUGAUUGAUUUAAUACUGCUGAGUUUCUUCGCAUCAUAUUUGAUCGUGGUAAAGAAAUUUCACCUGUAGCAAGAGGUUCUGUUUUUGAUAGACAUCUUUCCAAAUUCUACUUUACUUCUUGUAUGAUUGUGAAUAAGAGGUUGUUUUUCACGGAUGCUUUUGCGAGCAAAUCUGUUGUUGAGAUGAUUUUGCAUUUUGGGUACCCUUUGAUUUUGUUCCUUGGAGUAUUGAUGUGCUUGAGUUUAUUAUAACUGGAGAAAGGUGUGCUACUAGUCCGUUGGUUAAUGAAAUGCUGCAGCCAGAUUAUAUUCUAUGGUCUAUUUUGAUACUACAACUGUCAAGGAAAAAUGGGGUUGGCAGUGCACCAGAACUGUAUGAUGGUUCUUCAACGCUCCCAGUUUCCAGCCAAGGGCUUUACUCCCUGUCAAUUUCGAGUGGAAUGGAGAAGCUACACCAGUCACUCUCACCCAAGGCCAAUGCGGAUAUGAAUAAGGGUGCUGGCAGUGGACAUGUUCUCGCGGCUAUUUUAUCUCCUUCACUCGCUAAUUUAAAAGCUACAGCCUCAGAUGCCUACCAUCAUGUACCUGCACAAGAGAGGCGACGUCUUGGCAACUCAGUUUACAUCCUUGAGGACAAGGAUGUUCCCAAGGAGUAGGGAAUGUCAUGUACCUGCACAAGAGAGAAGAGUGGCCCUUAUCAUAUUCAGGGUGGUAGUUAGUCUUUAAUAAUAAUUGUUGUUAGUGGUUAAUUAAAGAUGAUUAUUAGUUAACGAUUGUUUUAAUUGAUGGUCGGGAUGUAACCAUAUGUGAGGCGUCGAAACGUUAGAUCUAGUUGAGGGAAAUGGGGGAAAGCCUAGUUUUAAAGAGUGGGAGUCUGUAAUGGAAAAGGCAAUGAAUUCAUAAUCAGAAAUAUUGUUUUAACGAUUAGGCUAUGUUCGUAUGAACCAGUAGGCUUGGUUCUUCGAAA
Messenger RNA from Papaver somniferum (opium poppy), 3262 nucleotides. RefSeq lists its product as uncharacterized. The transcript is spliced from 2 exons. The record is from RefSeq and is a predicted model, not a curated record. NCBI's taxonomy places the organism in Eukaryota, Viridiplantae, Streptophyta, Magnoliopsida, Ranunculales, Papaveraceae. Bases 1376 to 2365 code for a protein of 329 amino acids.